Messenger RNA from Exophiala viscosa, 2276 nucleotides. Its product is annotated as alkanesulfonate monooxygenase. NCBI's taxonomy places the organism in Eukaryota, Fungi, Ascomycota, Eurotiomycetes, Chaetothyriales, Herpotrichiellaceae. Bases 458 to 1864 code for a protein of 468 amino acids. The transcript has 4 exons. The record is from RefSeq and is a predicted model, not a curated record. Gene Ontology annotation, molecular function: monooxygenase activity; oxidoreductase activity, acting on paired donors, with incorporation or reduction of molecular oxygen.
CAGGGUACAGACUACAAUAUGUUCCACGUUGAUUGAGGUCCUCUUCACAACUCGCCGCUACCCGGCACACCGGCAUGAAAAUGCCUUCUUUUGGUGAUUUCGGUCUCACCUCCGAAGAUAUUCUUCGCGAAUUUCCUCGUUGCAUCCCACUGCCCCCCGUCAGGUCAGGAACAACUACAUCCCUAACUAGACGCUAAUCAAAAGUGACUUUCUCGUAACGUGCAAGGAAAUCAUCUAAGUGUGCCGCAAAGGUGUACGUAGUGGAGACGUACACAAAAAGUCAAACAAGGCCUUCAUUUGGAAGGAAAGAAGACACAAUUUCUCGUCAAGUAGUCAAAGAUUCGAACUGAGUUGGUCACCCAGACGAGUGAAGAAGGUCAGGCAAGGAUAAUUCAUCCCUUGGAUACCAUCACAGAAUUGGGUCCCUAUCUUUGAGGUUCCGGCGCUUGAAGACACCAUGGGCGACAGUCAAGGCCCCAAGCCGAAACAAUGGAUCUUGAAUGCUUUCACAAUGAGUACUCCCGGGCAUUUAGCUGCAGGUCUAUGGAGGCAUCCAAGGAACCGAACUUCGCAGUACAUUGAUCUCGAAUACUGGACGGAUUUGGCAAAGAUUCUAGAAGAAGGUAAAUUUCAUGGCCUUUUCAUCGCUGACGUUCUCGGCCACUACGAUAUCUACAAAGGCAAGGGAAGUCUGGAUGCGGGACUCCCAGGAGUUGCCCAAUUCCCAAUCACUGAUCCGUCUAUCCCUAUUUCAGCCAUGGCUGCAGUGACCAAGCAUCUCUCGUUUGGCGUCACGGCAUCCACAACGUAUGAGAAUCCAUUUCUCCUUGCAAGAAGGUUCGCAACCCUCGACCACUUGACAAAAGGCCGGAUAGCUUGGAAUGCUGUCACGAGCCAUCUGGAGUCAGCGGCGAAGAAUGUCGGUCUGGAGACUCAGGUUCCGCACGACAAACGAUAUGAAAUGGCGGAGGAGUAUCUGAACGUCAUGUACAAGCUCUGGGAAAGCUCGUGGAGGGACGAUGCCGUUGCCAAAGACGAUAAACAAUACACUGUCCCUGGACGCGUUCGACAGAUCAACCAUAGCGGGGAGUACUUCAAAUCAGCGGGACCCUUUAUCACUGAACCUUCUAUCCAACGCACACCAUUCAUUUUCCAGGCGGGCGCCAGCAGUGCAGGAAAGGCAUUCGCAACCAAACAUGCUGAAUGUAUGUUUUUGCCGGGUAUGACAACAGAAUCUGUCAAAAAGUCAGUGAAUGAGAUUCGAGCACUUGCCACCAAGAACGGCAGGGACCCCUCCCAUCUCAAGCUGAUUGUCGGCAUUCACGUUAUCGUGGACGAGACUGAUGAGAAGGCCCAAGCCAAGUAUGAAGAAUAUCUCUCGUACGCUGACAUGGAAGGGUCCAUGACCUUGUUUGGGGGUUGGACCGGGACAGAUCUCUCGAAACUCGAUGACGACGAAGACUUCCAGUUCUCAGGACCGCCAGGUAUCCAAAGCAUGAUCUCGUCGUGGUCCGCAACGAUUCCGGGCACAAAUGGUGUGAAAUGGACCAAGAGACGGGUGGCACAGGAGCUCGCACUGGGUGGUGCCCAUGCCAAAGCCAUAGGGUCAGCAAAAACUGUGGCUGACAUUCUCCAGCGAUGGGUUGAGGAGAGUGGUAUCGAUGGCUUCAACCUCUCCUACGCCGUCAAUCCAGGCGACUUCGAAGACAUGAUCAAAUGGUUACUGCCGGAGUUGCGGGCGAGAGGAGUCUUCUGGGAUGACUAUGUCGCGACAACCACCAGGGAGAAUUACUUGCAGGAUGGAAAGGGCCCGAGGCUGAGAGAUGAUCACCCCGGAUCUCAAUAUAAAUGGCGAGCGGAGUGAUUUCUGGUGGUCAUUGGAUGUACGCUGUUGCCAUACUGUUGAAUACGUCAACAUGGCGAGGCUGGCGCCAAAGUACGCGAUUCGCUAGACUUCACGCAAGGUUGUGACCCCUGGCCAUAGUCACAAGUGUAUCUUCAAAUUACCAUUACUGUGAUCUUCUUGUACACAAUUUUGUAAGAACCUCGCAGGUACUUGGAAGCCGGUGAAUGGACGUUUGAUGUCUGGUAGUGUCGUCGUCGUCGACUCGCUACCACUCGAUCCGAUUCCCGCCACCGCCGCUGCAAAAGUUUUCCAUCGCACGGAUCCACCUCGAUCAAAAUGGCAAAAACAAUCAACAGUACGGAUUCGCUGCUCGUCACCGACGCAACUACUAACGUACCGGCAUCAGGCUUAAGUACGGCUGAGCGGACGG